AAAGGAAAUUUUCGAAAAACAAAUCAAAAAAAGAUCAAUGAAUUAACUGCUAACAGGUUUUUCAUUCCUUUUGUUUUGAAUCAUAGUCGGCAUAACAAUUCUAACCGUGGAAUGAUGUGAUAGAUUGAUUGAAAGCUGAGUUGCAUCCAGGAUUUUCUUUACGAAUACGGUGCCCACGGAAAUGGAAUUUCUAAUAUUUCUGGGCGUGGUGAUUAUCAUCUACGCUGUACUAUUAUUCUUUGACAAUUUUUUUAAGAGUUGCAUGCAUUACCCUUACGAAGCCUUUCUGAAAAAUACUGGAUUGUCGGUAAAAUUCUUUCGAAUUCAAUGGCACACAACAGCUCUCAAUAGGUCUAUUGUUAAAUGGAGUACGGCCUAUCCUAAACUCCUGGACCUCAAUUUCAGUCUAGGUGUGUACAUGUCCUUGUUGCUGAUGCCUUUGGCAUCUUGCUUGAUUAUUAUCUCGGCAUUCCACACCAAGGACAUGGGUAAGAGUAACUCAGAUGUAACUAGCAGCGGUUCAAGUGUUUCAUGGACUGGUUACCGAGAAACAGUCUCACUUGACCUGUUGAUUCCAGGGAUAAAUCUACCGAUCAACGAAAUUGGCUACUACAUAUCGGCCUUGGCGAUAAAUAGUAUUAUUCAUGAAUUAGGUCAUGGGCUGGCAGCGGUCCUGGAAGAUGUUCCGAUCAAAGGUUUCGGACUACAUGUAAUGUUGAUACUUCCAAUGGCGUACACUCAAUUGGAUCCCGAUCAACUAAAUGCACUAAAAAUGUGGAAACGACUAAAAGUACUCUCUGCUGGAAUUUGGCACAACUUAUUAUUGGCCUCCAUUUCCUAUUUGCUGUUUAUAACAACUCCGGUUAUGUUGUCAACUAUCUACAAAGUAAAUGAAUCUGUGUUAGUGACUGAUAUCAAGAACAAUUCACCAUUGCUGGGAACUAAAGGAUUGGAAAAGGGUGAUAUUAUAACAUCUAUCAACGAUUGUGAUAUCCACAAUGAUAUAUCAUGGUAUAGCUGUUUGCUGGAUUCGCUACAAUCACAACCAUCCUACUGUAUUUCACCUGAUUUUGUUCACUUAAACGAUGAAUCGGUUCCCAUUUCUCACAGAAACGACGGGUUAAUCGAGUGUUGUAAUUCGGAAAAUAAGGCGUCAAACUGCUUCGAGUACAUGGUCGAUGUUAAUGAGGAAGAUGUGGCCCUGCCGCAGCACAUGUGUCUCAACAUUAGAAAAAUGAUCGAAAAUUCCUUCGGUUACUGCCAGCACAAGCCGUCCUGCUCCGAAGGCCACUGCUUUAAGCCGAUGAUCAACAACUUCACCACCAUCAUGCACAUUCGAAGAGACGGCAAAGCGGAUGUAAUUUAUAUAGGACAUCCGGCAGAUCUUACAAGAACGAUUCAAAUCACACAGUUCGUUCCAAAGACUUCCUUUUUUCGACCCGGAUUCGCGGACUCCAUACAGUUGUUAUUGAAAUAUGUAACUGUUUUUGCUCUGGGACUGGCGAUCAUCAACGUGAUUCCAUGCUUCGGAUUCGAUGGACAGCAUAUUGUGAGUACAGUGCUCUCCAGUAGCAUCGUCGUCAAUCGGGUGCCACAGAAAAGCAAACGAGAUAUGGUAGCGUUAUGUAUAAACAUCAUUGGAACGUUAUUCGUUUUUAUACUGCUGACGAAAGUGUUCUGGCAAAUGAUUUUCAAGGCUAUGUGGGACUAACGUGAUUCACUUUCUCUCUGUGAGUAGAAUAGUACAACGUACAGUAAACAUUGGAACGUGGGAGUUGCGAAACCGUAGUAAAUAUGGAAAACACAAUCUACAGUCAAUAGAGUCUAAGGUGACAAAUCUGAAGUAAAAUGACGGAUGGAUAUAUCCUGAGCAUCAUUGAUAGUGGUAGUUCAUGUACUGACUUAGGACGUAGCUAAUUACAAUUCCAUGUUUUAAAAGAAA
Molecule: messenger RNA, 1942 nt
Organism: Malaya genurostris
Lineage: Eukaryota; Metazoa; Arthropoda; Insecta; Diptera; Culicidae
Gene: S2P
Product: membrane-bound transcription factor site-2 protease
Exons: 4
Coding region: 182-1711 (509 amino acids)
Biological process (GO): membrane protein intracellular domain proteolysis; regulation of response to endoplasmic reticulum stress
Cellular component (GO): cytoplasm; membrane
Molecular function (GO): protein binding; metalloendopeptidase activity
Source: RefSeq, a predicted model, not a curated record